GGUCGCAGAUCCCGAAUUGCUGUGGCUGUGGUGUAGCUGUAGCUCCAAUUCAACCCCUAGCCUGGCAACCUCCAUAUGCUGUGGGUUCAGUCCUAAAAAGGCAAAAGAAAAGGGGGAGAGAGGGUUCCAGGUGGAUGAAAGAAGUCCUUACCAGGAAAGACUUCUCUUAGUCAUGCACUUAGGCGGUAGAAAAAUAUCCCAUAGUUGAGAAUGGAUUGUGGGUGAUGAGGAUGAGGGGAAAGUCACUGAAUAGGAUGAAAAAGAAAGUCAUUGAAUGAGAUGAACAGAAACCUAGAAAAGGGAGGGAAAGACUGAUGCAGAGAUCUUUCUGGAGUGGAGAGUACCUCUAGGUUGACUUUGAAUCACCAGGUGAGCGUUUAAGAGGCUUUUAUUGUGACCCAAAGGAAACAGAAUCUGGGGACAGGCCACAAUGGUGCAGUGACAGAAUAAAGACCUGGUUGCCAGGGGUCGAGAAAUAAACCCCAGAAGCCUGGAGGAAGAGAGAUGGAGCCCUAGCUCCUGGUCUCCUUUCCCUCCCUCCUUCCCCCUAGGUUUUCUGAGAUGUAACCUUCCACCUAAACAUCAUCUUCCUGGUUUCAGACCUGAACUGUGGUCUCUGAUGUCUGCUUGGUUCCACUUUUUUCUACCCAUUUGCACAGAGGACCACCACCUUCCCUUUCUGGAAUCUCUAAGGUUUUCUGCUUUGCUUGUGCCCUAGUCAUCAGCCCAACUACCUCAGCUGAGAUGGAAGUGCCCACUCCCUCCCAAACACUUAAGCCUCCCAAUCUCAAAGCAGAGUCUUUGGACCCAAAGGUUGUCAUUGCCUUAUUUGAAAUUGGAUCACUUCCCCCUGUCUCCUGCAGUCCUCUACCUUCCCCCCCAAAUAGUAACCAUGAAGCAACUGAACAACGAAUUGCAAGGAAAUUUGAUGAUCUCUUAAAAGAAAUUAAAGAUAUUGUUCAAAACAUGACAAGUUAUGAAGAGAAGGUCAAAGAAACAAAAGAAUCUUGGGAGGAAACCAGUAUCUCUGAGGAUGUAUCAGAACUUAAAGAAAAAAUCAGAGGACUUGGUAAAAUAAAUGAAACACUGUUGAAAAAACUGCUUGGUAGUUUGGACCUAGAGAAAGAAAAUGCAAAGAAACAGGAGAUGAUGUCAGAAAAGCAGAACUCCAAGGACACAGUGCAAGGUUUUGCAAAGGAUUUGGUAAAUUGUUCAGAGGAAAAAAGAGGCCUUUGUGAAACUCACCUAAGUAAGGAAAAAGCAAGGUACGAGCUCCCUCACGUUCAAGAAGAAAAUAUCAAACUGAAGAACAGCAUGGAGCAGUUAUUGCAGGAAGCAGACCACUGGAGCAUGCAACAUACAGAACUUAGUGAACUAAUCAAAUCCUAUCAGAAAUCUCAGAAAGACAUAAAAACUCUUGAAAAUGAUGGAGCUAAGUCCCAAACUCAACCAGAUAGUGAGACGUCAGCUAAGCAUGAGCUGGAAGAACAAGUGAGGAAACUGAAACAAGACACAUAUUCAUUGCAUUUGAUUGCAGCUUUGCUGGAGAAUGAAUGUCAAAUCUUAGAGCAGAGAGUAGAGCUUCUCAAGGAACUCCAUCAUCAGAAAGAGGAACCUCUACAAGAGGAGCCAAGUCAAAUAGACUGUGAGCCAAACAAGAAAGAACAGAAGCUAUCAGAGGCAGAGAAGGUCAAAAUAUACAAGCAAAACAUGCAAAGAAUGGAAGGUACAUUUCAAAAAGGAGACCAAUUCUAUAGAAGCCUAGAUGCUUGUCAUAAAAAGAAAGCUCGUAAUAACCUGUUCAAUACUCAUCUUGCAAGAAGAGCUCUUAUAAGAAAAAAGAGGCCAGCCAGCAGCCUAAAUUAAAAAAAAAUAUCAAAUGUAGAAGAAAAAGCAAUUCUUCAAAAAACUAUAGUAGCUCCAGGCAUAAUCAAUCAUCAAACCUAGGAGAGACUGUUGGUUCAACCAAGAACUACAGAGCAAGAAGAUUAACACAGCAUUAUUCAUUACCUCAGUAGGUACGUAAGUCUGGUCCUCAAUGACCAUUACUGUCAAUUUUUUGUCAUAUUCAUCAUCUUUACAAUCUGUUUCUUUAGUUAUUAGAUAGAGAUUCUAUGACAUUUUAAUCAAAAGUGAGAAUUUGCAGGUCCAGUAAGUAAUGAUCUAAAUAAAAAAACCACAACAAACAAAGGAAAGGUUUUCCUUCUUUAUUUAAUGACCUUGGGGUGAAGUUCUGGGUGGGAAAACUAUGUAACCCUUUAAUUAUGAACCUUUAAACUCACCUUCCAAAUGCACAUUCCUUUUCCUAUUUAUUAUCCACUGAAGUGCAGGUAAUAGUGGAGUAAAAAGAAAUGCUCAUAAACCACCUUUAAAUAAUUCUUUUCAUAAAUCUCCCUAUCCCCUAGAUCUACUGUUAAUAGUACUGCUCUUUGCUCCUUGGCUAGUAGACGGUGGGCAUAUCAGGCAGCAGAGGCCCUUGGAGAAGGACAGCUUGGUUUAUUUAGAAUAGAAGAAUAGAUUUCAUUUAUCUAGAUUUUGUUCUGUACUGGAAAAUUUCCUCUCAUUACUCCAGCUAGGGGGCAGUAGAGUUACCCAGAGGAAAAAAGCAAGAUCUGUUAGAAGAGUUGAACUUUUUUUUUUUUUU
Messenger RNA from Sus scrofa (pig), 2644 nucleotides. RefSeq names its product spermatogenic leucine zipper 1 (gene SPZ1). Lineage: Eukaryota; Metazoa; Chordata; Mammalia; Artiodactyla; Suidae. Gene Ontology annotation, molecular function: DNA-binding transcription factor activity. The record is from RefSeq and is a predicted model, not a curated record. Gene Ontology annotation, cellular component: nucleus.